Messenger RNA from Morus notabilis, 998 nucleotides. Its product is annotated as fatty-acid-binding protein 1. The record is from RefSeq and is a predicted model, not a curated record. Gene Ontology annotation, molecular function: intramolecular lyase activity. Lineage: Eukaryota; Viridiplantae; Streptophyta; Magnoliopsida; Rosales; Moraceae. The coding region runs from base 43 to 909 and encodes 288 amino acids. The transcript is spliced from 4 exons.
AAUAACGCUCGUCUUUUAUCGUAUCUCACCGAAACUAACGCCAUGGUUUCACUGCGCUUCCCGUUCUCGUUUUCUCAGCCCCCAAAACCACCCCACAUUCCCUCCUCCUCCUCCACCUCCCGUCCAUUCAAUGCCGCCGUCGUUGCCGCGUCCGCCGCCGCCGCUGUCGCCGGAGUCGCUGUCUACUCUAAAGACUGGACCAAGCCAGGGCACCCGUUUCUCCAAGACGCACUGAAUUUCUUCUUCGCCAAUCGCUCGCUGCCCCUCUGGGGUUCGCUCUCUCUAAACGACUCUUCAAAUUCGGUUGUCGAUUCGAGGACCGGCGUUUCGUUUCCUUCGGUUCUGGCCGGUUCUCGGCAGCUUCUUGGAGUCGGGAUGAGGAAGAAGAGAAUUUUAGGGUUGAAGAACAUCGAUGUUUACGCAUUUGGCGUUUAUGCUGAUUGUAAUGACAUAAGGAAGUUUCUGGGUGAAAAGUAUGGGAAAUUAUCCAGUUCUGAGAUCACGGAAAACAAACAGUUCAGUGAUGAUCUGCUGGAAAGUGAUAUAAGCGUGACUGUGAGGCUUCAAAUAAUCUACAGCAAACUGAGCAUUCGAUCUGUUCGCAGUGCAUUUGAGGAGUCAGUGGGAAGCAGACUGCGAAAGUUUGGGGGAUCGGAUAAUGCAGAACUGCUUCAGAGGUUCACUUCCCAGUUCAAAGAUGAAUACAAAAUACCACGAGGAUCUGUGAUAGAACUUGGAAAGGAACAAGGCCAUGUACUUCGAACAACAAUUGAUGGAAAGGAUGUAGGAAGUAUCGAAAGCAAACUCUUGUGCCGGUCAAUUCUUGAUCUAUACAUCGGUGAGGAGCCAUUUGAUAAACAAGCCAAGGAAGACGUCAAUUUCAAUGUGGCUUCUCUCCUUCAGAAGUAAAGUGGGCCAACAUCCAAAGCUCUUUGAAACUCGCCACUUGUUUUUAUCCCUUUCUCGUAAAGAGGAUCAGAUGGUAAUACGUUGUCUUU